This is a messenger RNA of Actinia tenebrosa (Australian red waratah sea anemone), 2815 nucleotides long. RefSeq lists its product as uncharacterized. Gene Ontology annotation, biological process: protein O-linked glycosylation via fucose. The record is from RefSeq and is a predicted model, not a curated record. Gene Ontology annotation, molecular function: peptide-O-fucosyltransferase activity. NCBI's taxonomy places the organism in Eukaryota, Metazoa, Cnidaria, Anthozoa, Actiniaria, Actiniidae.
UCAUAAGUGAGUGUGAAAAGUGACGAUCUGGAGUCACCUUUCUUCGUCUCUCAUCAACAAUGACACAAUAGUAUUGUUUAUAGAAAAACAUCUAUAAGUAUUUAAGCGCAAUUACUAGUAAGGAGAAAUAUUUAGGUAAGAGCAAUCUGACCACUGGAAGCCAAUCUGCCAUAUACAGUUUAAACUCUUGAGUCACACAUAUACCAAAACAAAACAAGAUAAACAUCGUUAAGAGAAACAACUUUGACCGAUUGUCAAGAUCUAUGGAGAAUGAUGUUGUACUCUUUUAUACAGCAAAUAGAAUAUUAAUCGGCUUAAAAUGGAAUCACGAGAGAAGAAAAUACUGAGUUGACGAAGUCAUGUAAGCUGCGUACCGUCUUGAACACGUGGAAUCCCAACGCUGGACUGUUCAAUUAUUUUUAAUGUUUAUACGCAGAAAUUUAGUCUACGCUGUCAAGAUCGCCUUGGAUAGUGGCUUUAAAGCAUGUCUCUUUUUAAGUCUUUGCCUUCUAGUGCUAGUCUUGAUAGAAGAUGGACCAUCGCAUGUCAUUUCGAAUCAAGAACCAAGACAUUUCGAUGUUGUGAAGGCGUCGAGAAUCGAACUAGUGCAACGAGAACUACUCAAUGAAAAUGCGAAGGGAAGAUACGACGAGCAAGGCUUCGUACCAAAGACAUCAGAUAUCGCAGAUCGAGUGUUCGAGAUUAUUCCCGACGUUAAAAAUACCUCAGAGAACGAAACAGAAUUGUAUCAAGUAGAUGCUACGCAAAAUACUCAUGCAAUCAAAUCGACUUCGAAGUUCUUGUUCGUUUUACAUCAUUAUGAACAGCUUGGAAAAGCCACCCAUAAUUUGGUCCAACUGUGUGCUAUAGCCAAACAAAUGAAGAGAUUCGUUGUCGAACCUUUCGUUCGUGAUUCAAGAAUGUGUGGCGUCCCAGGAGGAUGGUCUGGCCAGCAGAGGAAAAGGAGUAGAUUAUUCCGACCAUUUUCGACAUACUUUGAUGUUGAUGUCUUCAAUAAUUUGUUGUCGUCUUUUGGUUAUGCGACCAUGAAAAAAUUAGAGACCUUUAAAACAAGUUGCUCAAACGAAAAAACUACAAUUGUUCAUUUUAUUUAUGCUGAUGUAGAUGCAGAACAGAGCCUGAGAAAGUGGUAUAAUCUAUCUGUUGAUCAGUACAUCAAGGUUAAGAAUGAUGUUCAGAGACGUGGUUAUUGUGAUUGUCCUUUUAUUGAUAAGGGUCUGAAUAUUUCCAACAGGAUUGGCGAUUUAAAUGUUGGUCGUGAACUGUGCGUCGAUCCAGAGAAAAUUCGCAAUAUCGAUGAGUUUGAGGACCAAGUUUUGCAAAAUGAUAGAUGCGCUGUCAUUGUACAUUGGAGAGGAAUUGGGAAAAAUCGUACUAAUUUUAGACCCAGGGUAAAACUCAAGCCAUGGAGUCUGGUAACUUCUUUAAAGCACAGUAAUUUGAUCAGAAAUGAAGUUGCAAGAUUCAAAGAAGUGUCUUUUAUUGAUAAUCACCCUUAUAUUGCGAUUCAUAUCAGAUCUGAAAGACAACUGCAAUGGUAUGGGAUUGAAAAAUUAAAUAAAUGCAUUGCAGUUAUGAUUCAACAAGUAGAAAAACUGAAAGAGAUGCAUAAAAUUGAUAAAAUAUUCCUUUCCACUGAUCUUAGUGCUUAUGGUUCAGAUACUUUGAUUUUUCCAUCAGCUCAGGACACAGAAUUCAAACAAAAACUUGGCACAAUACAAACUGAAAUGUUAAAACAACUCCAGCCUCUGUCUUAUGCUCCGCAUACCAAGAGGAACUCUGUUCUCUUUGACAAAGGUGUCGUUGCAAUUACUGAAAUGAAUUUGCUUUUUGACAGCAGUCACCUGGUUACCAUAGGCUCAGGUACAUUUCAGCAAUGGAUAAUUGAUGUCUUCAUCAAAAAGUACUCCAAAGACAAACAUCAGAAUUGGACGAUAACAAGAGUCUGUAAUAGAGAAGAGAAAAGAAAUGUCAAAAUAUGAAAAUCUGGAAAUGUAUAUUCCUUCCUCACCCAGGGGCUGGACCAACAGCGACAGCAGUCUCUCGAAUAGGAAACAGCAGGGCUGAUGUACGAUAAUUUCAGAUAUAUGCCCUGGACUUGGUUUUUUUUAGGUUAUUUUUAGUUAGCUCUUUGCAAAUCAGUAGUUAAGACACUUUAAUGUUUUUAAAAACAGAAGUUUUAACCUAUGUAAAUGCUAAGUAAAUAUUCUUGAUGUUUAAAAUAUUUUUCAUGUAUUAUAUUAUUUAUUUUUAUGGCAUGAAUUUGCUUGCUGUUGUAAAGUUAUUUCAAUGAAUCUUUUAAAGUAUAAAAUAAUAAUAUUUUGAAAAUAGUUUUUUGUAUCUUUAAUUUUAAGCUCUUAAUACAGCUAUAAGCAAUUUUACACCUUGAUAUGGUACAUAAGCAAGACUUUCAAUUCAAAGUUGUGUGCAUGCUUUGAUAUUACAAAUAUUAUCAUAUUUAAUUUCAGAUGGUGAGCAGACACUCAUCAGCCUACCUUGUUAGCAAAAUAAUCAUUGUCUACAGUCUGUUCAAAUGUAAUUUUAGCUCAGUAAAAUUCCUUUAUAAUGAUUGUUCAUGCCUACAAGCAUCAAGUUUCAAGUAUUGUAAUGAUUAAAUUAAUUAUUGCUCAAAUUCACACACAAAUGACAAGAUGGAUUCGACAAGAUCUGUCAUCAAGCAUUUAUACAUCAGUGUCUGAGAAUCUAAAAAAUUCCUAAAGGAUUUUAAUCCCAAGGAAUAUGUCAUUUCCUGUUAAUUCAUAAUGCAAAAGCAAAGAUAUUUUUUUUCAAACUU